AUGGAGGUCAUCUCGGUCCACAACAAGCAACUGGAGAGCCUACAACCCGAAGAAACACAGCACCAGGACAGGCGAACACGAGACGCAACUAAAAUAGCGACAGCAAACGUAGCAGGUGAAACACCUGAACGCUACACAGACAUGCCAGACUAUGAAGCCAAACUUACCGCUAUCUUCGAAGCCUUCUGGGCACGGCUGGAGCACCGGGCACAGCUGAAUAAACCGAGCACAUGCUGGAGCAACAAGAGACAAGAAACAAGAAACCUAAGCAACACAGCCACCAGCGCCUUACUCAUAAGCAACUUAGGACCCCAAGAUGGCGCCGCAGGAGGAGAGACCCUCUGCCUGCAGGCAAAAUCAGGGGAAUGA
Messenger RNA from Pelobates cultripes (western spadefoot toad), 369 nucleotides. Lineage: Eukaryota; Metazoa; Chordata; Amphibia; Anura; Pelobatidae. The record is from the annotation of a GenBank genome assembly.